Messenger RNA from Apis cerana (Asiatic honeybee), 16094 nucleotides. RefSeq lists its product as uncharacterized. NCBI's taxonomy places the organism in Eukaryota, Metazoa, Arthropoda, Insecta, Hymenoptera, Apidae. Gene Ontology annotation, cellular component: extracellular region. The record is from RefSeq and is a predicted model, not a curated record. Gene Ontology annotation, molecular function: hydrolase activity, hydrolyzing O-glycosyl compounds; chitin binding. Gene Ontology annotation, biological process: carbohydrate metabolic process.
GUGGCGGCGGCGGCACAAGGGGCGAGACAGGGGCGAGAAAGGAGGGUGGAAAAGGCGCAUGCCAGUUGUGCCGUCGCCGCGUUACGAAUCGGCCAACAGCCUGCUACCACCCGGCUUCUCCCGGUAUCCUCUCUCUCUCUUUCUAUCUCUCUAUUUCUCUUUCUCUCUCUCUCUCCUCUAUCCAGUCUAUCGGAUCACAGCCGUGUCUCAGUGUUCCUCGCGAGUUACCACCGCACAGUGCCUCCCGCGAGUCGUCGUCCGAUCAACCGCGUUGUCUCUCCACCUCGUUACGUUGUUUCAACAGCAAAGUUUGUCGCUCGUCCAAAACUGCGUCGUCCACCAAAUCGGAUCGAUUGUUUUUUUCCUUUGACAUAAUUAAAGCAGCGGCCUCCAGAAACGUUUCUCGCGAUACGUUUCUCCCGUUCGAUAAUAUUACGUUUCACGUGCCGGCGCGUGAAAAAGUGCGUCUCGUCCCACGAGCACCUCUUUUUCCAGAAAGAAUAUAGAGGGAGAGAAAGAGAGAGAGAGAGAGAGAGAGAAAGAGAAGUGCGCGAGAUCUCGAGUGUUGUGCGAAAAUGGAUUUUCAUGAAGGGAUGGAUAUUCAAGGCUGGGACAAAGACUCGCCUACCCCUUUGAAGCCGGAACCGGCGGAUUUACGUAACGGAACGGAAGUUUCUCUAGUUCUUUAGCUUCGAGAGUACGCCUACCCGAUAUCUCGUGUGCAACAAUUUGGAAGGAGGAUGGUUGUUACGUGUUGAGAUAGGGGAGGGAGAUAGGAGGUUACGGGAAGUAAAGUGUUUUUUCGGGCGGGAUCAUGGAGUCGAAGGUAAAUAGAAGGAGGGGGUUGACGAUUUUGUGAAAGUUCGUGCCGGGAAGGGAUUCCUCGGGUAAAGACGGCGAAGGGUCGCGUAUCGUAAGAGGAGGUGGCAAUUGUCUCUGCGUCUUUGGAGAAACAGGGAUAUUCGGGACAGACGUAACUUGAAGCUCAAUAGAACCAACUAGAUAUCAAUAACAGAAUUUUUUCGCGUAUGCUAUUGUGUGUAUCAUAGUGCAAAGUUCCUAGUUUCGUUGGUGAAAAUUGUUUGCAACUUGGAAUAUAAUGAGAAAAUCUCGUUGGGGGAAGAAUUUCGUAGUAGAAGACGAAUGCAACGGUGGGGGAUGGUUGUCGUGGCGCGUGGAUGAAAACGUGAUGCAAAAAGAGACGGAGAUCGAGCGACUCGAGUGAACUGAAUCGAAGCCGUUGUUCAAUGCGCCAUCAUCAUGUUCACCUGCCUCUGGAACUUCUUCGACUGGCUCGACCAGCCGGUGACCAGCUCGACGUCCGGAAUGGACAGCAAAAAGGUUGUCCAGGCGGCACCGGUCCCCGUACCUGUCCAGGUACGUAGCAAGAACGAUGGCUCGGGGGUGGUGGCAGCGUCCGUGUCGGGGGUACGGAGACGAAGCGGCUCCCAGGGUUUACGAUCGCCCGCCGCCAAGAGGCCACUCUCCGCCCCCGUGGCUCUUCAGGGAUGGCUACACAAACAGGGAUCCGAGGGGCUGAUGCUCUGGAAGAAACGGUGGUUCGUCCUCUCCGAGUACUGCCUCUUUUAUUACAAAGGUCCCGAAGAGGAGAAAUUGUUGGGUUCGAUAUUGUUGCCGUCGUACAGAGUUACCGUGUGCAAACCAGAGGACAAAGUUAACAGGAAGUUCGCGUUCAAAGCUGAACACGCGAACAUGAGGACCUAUCACUUCGCGGCCGACAGCCGUGAGAGCAUGAAUCAAUGGGUGAACGCAUUGACUUUGGCGACUCUCCUUCAGGAUCCAAGCCCCGGGGGGGGCGAGGCGGCAGUGGUGAUCGAGAUAGGAGGUCAGCAGGACGGUGAGCGAAGCGCGAGGCCGAGCGUCUCCUCGAUAUCCUCGAUCCUGAACCAGAGCGCGGACGACAGCGAUUCUGGUUUCCACGGUUUCCAAUCACGGGACGACCCCAGCCACGCGUCCAACAACAACUCCAGCCCGAACAGCGUCAACACCGCCUCCUUUCCGAACCUGAGCAACAAUGGGAACGGCAACAAUGGAAGCAGCAGCGGCAACAACAACAACGCCACCAUCACCGUCGCCGCCACCAACAACAACAUCAGCCUCGCCGGGAACAACAACAACAACAACAACUCAAACGACGUCCAACCGAUGGUGAACGGCUGGAUCCAGCAACAGCAAUCCCCUUACGGCCAACCGAGCACUUCCCAGCAGCAGCAACAGCAAUACGGCCAAUUGAUAUCGUCCGUCGUGAUGGCCAGCCAGCAGGCCCUGCAACAAACCCACCACCACCACCACCAAGCCUUGCUCCACCAAACCCACCUUCCCCACCAUCCAACCCAAAUCCUGCAACACAACAAGCAACAACAGCCUCAACAAACCCAUCUGUCCAACGUGCAAACUGUCCAACCUAUGCCGAGGAAAUUCGGCCAACCGAUUUACGCGAACGCGCCCCCCAAACCGAGGCGGAUAACCGACGGCUCGACCGAGUACUCCACCCCCUCCCCCGACCCCGACUACAGGAAAUCGCCCGUUUCGCCGGACGUCGCCACCAUGGCGGGCAGCAAGAGUCCAAUGUCCGACUACGAGAGGGGCGGCGUGAUCUACGGAGGGGGGAGUAGAUCUGUUGCUGGGCAGCAGAGUCUCAGGACCGAUAAGUCCGGUUUGAAUUACGGCUACGGCCAGGCGCAGACCGAGAGGCGCACGCCCGACACGUACGGUCGCAGCGCGGCUAAACCGAGGUCGGGGAGGGGGAACGGGGACUACGAGGAGGUUUACGGGGCGCCCCAGUUGUACCAGAGGCCCGCAGGCCCCGUCGGCUACACCAAGGGGGCCUCUCCCGCCCCCAUCCCGAUCCCCCUUUACGCGCAACAGCAUCAUCAGUACCAGCACCAGAUACACACCGCGACCACGAACGCGCCGAUAAUGAGGCAGCCGAGGGCGCAGCCGCCGCCACGGCCGCACAGCGCGGACUUCUUGGAGUACGAGGCGAUCAGGAAGCCUCAGCAGCAGAUUCCGCCGCAGUGCGAGGAGUCGGUGAAUCAACAGAGGCGUCCACAGAGGCCUAAAUCGAGUUUAGACAUAGUCACUCCGUCGGACGCAGCCAACGAUGGAUACUUUUAUUCCGAGGAAAGAUACGCGGCACAGAUGCGGCAAUCCGCGGUUUAUCUCCACCAGACGCCCCAGCAUCACCAGCAACAAAGGAACCAAUCGCUUUCCCGGACGACAAUGCCCUCGAAAGCGACUGGGAUCCGCGACAGAAGCGACGAAAGUAGGAUAGCUACGCUACCGGAAGUUUCCUGCUCGGGCCUGAGGCGGGGACAACACGUUCAUCAGCAACACGUGAUACCUCACCAAUCGCUCCAACGGCAUACCGAAAUGAGCAGCAACGAGGCGAAGCUGAGGCGAUCGUUGCGGGAGAAGAGUUACGAGGCAAGCAGCCGAGAAAUGCUGAGUCACAUGGCGGAGGAAGGGACGGUGCCGCGAAGAAUUCCACGCGAGUACGAGUGUUCGAUGGGGUGGGGAAACAGGGGGACGAGUCAGGGUAGCGCUCACGUGGGCCAACCGUGUCACGCUCCUCACGCCGCCGCCAGACGAUGGAACGAGCAGCAACAGUUCUGCAGGUCGGCGUCCGCGCGCCUACCGAGGACCAGGCAGCCGGCCACCUUGGACCCCGACGACGACGAUUACGAACGAUCGUCCGAGCAGGACUCGCGGGAUGGUGAACGAAAGAUACAACAGCGCGAGGAGUCGAUGAAGCGGCUGCUGGAAUGGAAGCAGCGGAUGCUGCAAUCGCCGCUUACCCGGAAGCCAUCGGCCUCGGCAAACAGAGGCCGCGCACAGAACGAGCUGUCCACGUAUUACAAGCAGCAAGCGCUGCUCGAUCUCGCUGCCCACGAGGCGUCGGUCGCCGAGGGCCGCCACUCGAGGCGAAGGGAGGAGGGUGGCCAUCGGCCGCACGCGCGCAGUAAGAGCACGGACGGGAGGAGGACUGUCGCCAACGUUUCGCGGUACAACAGCUACUCCAGCGACGACGAAGAGCUGGGAGAUGUCCGGAGGAAGCGAACGCGCAGACCCUCGCAUGCAGGGAUAAGGAGCCCCCGCCACCACUCGGCAAUCGGAGACAACAACAACAACAACAACAACAAUCGUGCGCCGGCUAAUUCGAAUCAAGAUGGCGGGAUCCAUCGCGGGACUAGCAGCUGCGGCGGUUACCACCACUACCACCAUAACCAUCAUCACAACCACCACCACUACCAAACCGCGCAAAACGGUCGACGGACGGCGACCAACGACCGCCGCCCGAGCCCCCCUCCGCACCCAUCUCCCCACCCGGGCGGGAUACCGCCGGACGCGGGCUACGAGGAAGUAAGCUUCCCCUCCCCUCCGAGGAUCGAUGCCCCGCCACCUGCCACCGCAGCCCAUCUUCUUCCCACGGAGGAGAAGCAGCAAAAGUCGAACAAGGAUCGAUCGAGGACGGAACUCGACGGCGAAGAGGAGGAAGAGGAAGAGGAGGAGGAGGAGAAGGACGAAAAGAAACGCGGUGAGGAGAGGAAGAAACCCGUUUCGGGUAUAUUGAAGACGUGUACGGUUUACGGUAACAAGGAGCAAUUACAACAAGGAUUGUCGGGGAAGAGUGGUUCGUACGUUAGUUCGGAUACUUGGCCGGGGCAGAAGACGGUGCAGUGGGGCGGAGAGGGGAGGAGGGGGGAGGAGGACGAUUGGGAGGAGUCGAACGUGGACAUGGAGAGCAAGGUGGUGAGGGAAUUUUCUUAUCAGUAUAUAAAGCCUAGGGAGGGGGGAGAGGCGGACAGGAGCGAGGAGGCUAGCGCGAACAACUCGGUGCGAUAUAGGAUACGCUCGUUCGAGAACACGUUGCUGGUUGACGGCACGUCGUGCGUCAAGGAGGAGGAAUCGCUCGCCAUGCGGCAGCCGUUGAAGCUGUCCCCCCUCCAAGCGACCGAGGCCCACGUCUCGAAGCUGGAGUGCGGCAAGAGGAAGAAGAAAACGACCACCCCCUCCAUCAUACGAAACUUCGCUCUUGGCGGCGACUCGAGGCACGGGCGACGAUCGACGGUUAACGAUUCCGCGGCGGCCGAGGAGGGGGAGGACGGGUGCCACGCGAAGCAAGCGUCCACGGACAGCAACAAAUCCGUGAGGGAUUUGUUGGCCGAUUUCGAGAGAAAGUCCCGGCAGGCGCGGGAAUACGGCGGCAAAACAGCGGCCGAGGCAUUGAGGCAUCGCGGCGUGUUCAGCGACUCGGAGGCGUUGUUGUACGACACCGGCAGCGAUCUCGACAGGAACGAGGAGGAGGCGAAGGGGAAGAGCGAGAACAGCCACGAUCGCCGUUAUCAACCGGACAACGAAGAGGAUCAGGACGCUGCCUCGAGCAGGAAGAGAGGCGACGCGUCCUCUUUCAGACGCAAGAAGAGGUCCUGUUCCGGGGAGAGGGUGCCCGAAGUUCAAACGGAGGAGGAGGAGGAUGCGAUCCUCGAGGACGGCCUGUCCAAUCCGAGUCGAGGAGGAGGGAGGUUGAGCGUGACCGAGUCCCUGUUGACCCACGUGGAUCGGGACCGGUCGUCGGGCGACGAGAGCGGCACCGCGAGUCCCACGAUAAAGCAGGAGGAGUCGGUGAGCCCCCCCGAGGAGCACUACCUUCCCAUGUCACCGAGGAAAGCCAUAUUGGACCCGAACGACGAAAACAGGCCGAAUCCUAAGAUGAUGGAGAGCCUGUUCGCGAACCUGGAGCACGAGGAGAGCUCGUACGUGGAGAUGGCGCAGAACGGGAUAGGCCGCUCGCUCCUCGCCCCUCCGGGCGAGGAGGGCGGCAGGCACGACUCGGGCGACUACUCGACCCUGGACAACAACAACGCGCCUCACUACGAAUUCGUGUGCGUCUCGGACAGCAAGAUGGAGCCUGUUUACAUGGAGGUGAGCCAACUGUCGGAGAAGGGGGAGGAGGAGGGGGAGAGGGCCAAGAAGAGGAGCGGCGAUAAGGGGAGGUCGCGCGAGGGGUCGAGGACCGAUCUGCCAGAUAUCUUAACCGCGCUGAAGUCCGACAGUUCCGACGCGGACGACGAGUCGUCCAAGGACCUCGACUCGAUCGACGCGCCCCGCCACCCGAGAUUCAGCUUGUCCGACACUUUCAGGCCCGCCUCGUAUUACCUGGGCGCGAGCAGGGCCAUGAUAGCCGAGUUGCACGAUUCCUCGGACAGCGAGCUGGUCUCCCCGCCCCCGAUCCCGACCUCGCCCCCGCCCCUGGACGAGUUGGACUCGCAAGAGGACACGCAGGAGUCCUCCUCCCUCGAGAUGAAGAAAGUGUCGCCGCAGGUGCCCGUCGCGAGAACGGAGAACGGCAAGCAGCAAUCCAUGGAGGGGGGGGGACACAGGCCACCCUCGAGGUUCUCGGACGCGACGAUCAGCUCCGCGUUCAGGGACAGCCGGAUCUCCCUGGAGAGCGCCUCCGGCAGCGACUCGGUGGCGGACGUGGCGGCCUCGAGGACGACGGCCGAGGAGGAGGCGAGGCACAGGCAGCUGAAGACGAGGCCCGUGAGCGAGGUGUGCGAGGUGCUGGACAGCUUGGACGAGUUGGAAUCGCUCGGGAGCCGGUUCGACGGGGCGAGCAUCGACCUGGACCGGUAUCUGGAGGAGUUGCAGGCGCGGGACGCGUUCAACGUGGAGCUGUUCAACGCGAAAGCGCCGAGUUACAACGGCGUGUACGGGUUCAACGAGGGCAUGAUGACGGCGGAGAAGGCAGCGCGGAAGGCGACGAUGAUCCGCCACGAGCCGUCGUCGAGCGGCAGGCGAUCGAACGGCAGGGGGGCCGGCGCCCCUGCUUUCGACGACCUCGAAUCGAGGUACGGGAACAAGAUGGGGUCGGCGAGCAGUUUGCCCUCGAUGAGGGUGAGCGACGCGCCGCCCUCCCAUCAGCACUCGCAGUCCUUCACGGGGGACGCUCACUACGAGAAUAUCUCCAGCUUCUCCCCCCUCAGGAGCUCGAACGAGAGCAGCAACCACAGGCCUCGAAUCGGGUCCCAGAGUAACCUGUUGUCCCACAGCAGGGAGUCGAGCUACUCGCUGGCCGCCUCGAUCUCCACCUCCAUGGCUUGCCAGAGGCCGGCCAGCGCCCAAUCCUCGUCCAUCCACCACCACCACCACUCCCCCACCGGCUCGAAUUCCGCGGCUGGCAGCGCGACGACGACGGCCACGACGACGACGACGACAACCACGACGACGAGCCUGGCUGGUAACGCGACCAGGACCCCUCCCCCCUAUCCCGACCAACAACGCUUCCAAAACCAUCACCACCACUCGAGGUCGGCCAGCCAGGAUUCCGCCCGAUACUCGAUCGUGUCGAACCGCAGGUCCUCGUCGAGCCAGGAUUCCACCCGCUAUCCAAGCCCAAACACGGUCAAACCCGCCGCCUGCCCCCCAUCGUAUCUGCCGAGCGAGCCUCGCCCCCACAGCCAGCAAUCGAGCGCCGCCCCCUAUUACUACUCGGACCUUCAAGCGAGCGCGAACGCCGUGGACACGGCGGCCGAGGCGAGGGAGAAGCCGCCUAUCGGCCACACGUCCAGGUUGCCCCAGUUGAACAAUCAGAGGGACGACGCCUCGGCUAUGAACAAGAGGAACGACAUAGGGCGUAUAGUGAAUCCGAUCUCGAGGCAGGCGCCUCCCAGGCAGAUCCAGGUGGACGACAUCGACGAGGCGAGGCGGAUCGCCGCCGAGCUCAGGAAGACGACCUGCCAACUGUUGGGCGACAGCAAGGCGGACCUCGUGGACAAGAAGAACUUCUACGAGUCGGACACGCUGAGGAGGGUGAAGUCCACCGACCCUCUGCCCGACAUCUCCUCGCCCGAGAUCAACGCCAGGAACCUGUACCCGCACGGGUUGCGGGACAAGUCGAGCGGCCAGCAGGCGAGUCGGGGGGAGGAGGCCGCGUCGCAGGCCACGUCCCACAGAAGAUCGAGAUCGUUGGAGGGCCUGUUGGACGACGUCGGACUUCAGAAUCUGGUCGAGCAGCGGAACAGAAGCAACCGCGUGGCCGCCGUUCAACCGAGCCAGACGGAACGACACCCCCCCCCGAACGACGCCAACGACGCCAUCGACCGAGUCUCCUCCUCGACGAACAACUUCAACGAUCCCUGGGAACAGGACCUCCUGUGGAGGGAGAGCCUUCGAAGGGUGAGUUUGCGGAACGCCAGGUCGUUGGACAAUCUGGACAACCAGCCGCCGAGGCAGCAGCCGACCGCCGCGCCCAAUCCGGAGUCGAAGGGAGCGAGGAACAAGAUAACCCGUGGCGCCACCUACGUGAACGACAGCGUGGUUCUCUCGAGAGGGAGGGAGAGCUCGUGUCCCCUCGAGGACCGGCCUCGAGUGAAACGGAGAGGCAACAAGGGGCAGCGGGAGGGAGACAGGGACGAGGAGGAUGAGCAGGGGGAGGUGGUCGACGAUCUGGCCUACGAGAGCCUGUCGAUGGAGCGGAUUCACGCGGGGGGUUACGUGUGGGACGCGCAGAACGAGGCCUAUCGCAAGGCGGCCGUCGACGCGGCCGCCAUCUCUACGACCACGAACGCUACUACGAUCGUCGAGGAUCAUUUUUUAGAGGAAGGCAACCUUCCCUCGGUUCGCUCGAUCUCCGCGUCCGCGUCCGCGGCGUUCGAGCUCGAUCGGGAGAAGCUGCGACAGUGGGACCUGUUGUCGAGCGCCUGCUUACUCCAGGAACAGCAGCAGCAGCAGCAGCAGCGCAGCUCGAUGGCGGACUCGGGGCGAGGGUUGCCAAUCGUGGAACGGCCUGGAGACGUUCUCGCCGUCAACGCGUUCUCGUUGACCAAUCACGAUCGAGGUGUCGUUCUGAAGGCGCUCGAGUGCAAGGGUAUGCAGGCCACCACCUCGACGAGCGCGAUCACGAGCGACAGGCAACAGCUGAACGAGACCAAGGAGGCUUGUAACAGGGCUGCAGCGUCCGGAUCCGGAUCGGUGAUAGGAAGGGACCCACUUCCGCCGAGGGCUGUCAGCACUUCACAACUGGCUCAAAGAACGCAAACUCAACCCCCAGCGACGGUGUCCACCCUCCCGUUGCCGAGGAGCAAUGCCACGCACAGGCAGCCCCUGCCCCUCCACCAAUCCACCCCUCAAUCGGUCAGACAAUCGGAAAACGACAUGACCAGUUCGCAGCUAUUGCGAGUCGCCAGCAAUGGUGACAUUGGGACCGGAUCUGGGAUGUUGAACAGCAACAACGAUGGAAAGGACGUAAGGUUAACAUCUCCGGGUGGACACGCAACUCAACGAUUGAUGAGUCCGGCCGGGGCGUUAAGGGUCGUUUCCAUGAAUGACCACCGAGUCUCCAGCCCCAGCGACAGCGACAUACGAGUUCACAGUCCGAUUGAAAGGAAAAUGGUGAGCCCGAUCGGCAGAGAAGUGGAUCGUGGUGGAGGCACGGUUAUCAGGCAGAAUCAACGCGUAUGGGAGUACAACGAGUUGCUGCACAAAAGGAGCAACCAGCGAGCAGACGGUGGGUGCAAGUUGGCGCAUCAGCAAGGAGCCCACGGACUGGUUCGCGUUUCCGCCGGUGAACUCCUCGGCAGGACCCACGAGGAGCUGGUGCUCCUGCUGAUCCAGCUACGCCGGCAGAACGCCACCAUCUACAAAGCUAUGGAGACCUGCCAGAUGGAGAUCGAGGCACAGGCUAGAUUGGCAGAGCUCGAUACACCGCGACGAUUGGAGAACCUUCAGAAGCUCGACGAACUGAAGAAACACCUGAUGGAUCUCGAGAAGCAGUACGAGAAGGGCAAGCCGUUGGUGAAUCUGGUCGACAAUAUGGUGAAGUUGGGCUCCCUCUACAAUCGCAACACUGCCAAUGGGACCAACAGUGUAUCCGGUUCACGACACGAUCUGGCGCACGACAAUUCGAGGGAUCAUCGGUUGGAAUUCAAUCAGAAGGUGCAGGAGCAGCGUUUGCUCGCCGAGGAGCGAAGGGACUGGGACCGAUUGAGCCCCGACCACGGACAAUUACAGGCCAAGGUGCAGCAGCUCUACAAACUGGAUCGGUUGCUCCAGGAGGAAUCCGGAACACUUCACAGUCUUCAGCAAGACAAGGAGAUCCUGGAGAAAGCUCUAGGCGGUCUCCGGCACAAACUGCAAGGAAGCAGGAGCAAUUUGGCGGAGGCGGAGAGAUACAGGAAGCAACAGCUUCUGUUGGAAAAAGAGCUGAGCAGAGUGAGGGUGUUGUUGGCGCACAACUCGAAGGUAAAGCCGGUAUUCUUCCAGAAACUCGAAGAGACGGUGGCCGAGAACGCGAGAUUGGAACAAGACCUGGUUGUGCUUCGACAGAAGCUUCAAGCGUCGAGAAGAUACGCGGGGAACGUGACCAGGGACACUUCGGCAACCACUGGCCCUCUCGAAGCGGAAUUGAGACGGGUUCAACAAUUGGUCGGUGAUCUGCAGAGACAACGAAAGGAAUUGAGUAUUCAAGUUAGACAGCUCACGGAGAAGUCUCAUAACUUGGUGCAGCAGAUCCGACCGCAACCUACUUCUGCUCCUCAAGUGCACCAGCCGAAGAAGCGAACGCAAAACUCUUGGUUGGAGACCGACCUCGAUUCCGGAAUAACUUUGGAUCACGGUUUGGAUUCGCCAUCGAGCCCCGCGUUAUCCUCGUCGCCCCGUGGCAAGCAGAACGGCGGACCGUAUCCGCAUUUCAAUUCACCGACGCAGAUCAAAGACUCGUCACCCACGAGUCGUCAGCAAGCCAACCUGCAAUCGUACCCCCAAUCGCCGCAGAAUCAUAUUUCUUCGCUCUCCCCUCAGUUACGUGAACAGAUCCACCAGCAUCAGCUGAAGCAACAGCUUCUCAAGGAUCAGAUGCAAGGAAAAGGAGGUCUUAUACAAGCGAAUGUCGCUCCGUUGUAUAUAAACACGGAUUCUAGAAUUCAAGAGAACAGCAAGCAAGAUGGGAAUCUGACAAAUGGCGCAAUUCUUCCACCGGAGUACAUUCCACCUCCACCACCGCCUCCAUCCCUGAACGAAGAAGCGUUGUUGAACGAUAAUUACAGACAGAACGAGGACAACAAGUUUACCGGCUUGAUCCACAACCGUGAGAAACAAGAGAUUAAGACCGUGCGAAUAGUGAAGCGGGAAUCGGAAAGACGGCAAAGAGAUAGAGGAGACAGAACUGGAAACAUUGGAAUUCCAUUAACGAACGGGCUUCAAGCGCCCGGGGGUGCGAAGAGAUUGUGCGACGAUGAUUUAGGAGGUUCUCAGAAGUUCGAGAAGGCUCAAUUAGGAAAGGUGGUAGAAGAGUCGCCGAUGAUUCACGCUCAAAGCACAGUCCAGUUGACGGACUUGGACGACGUGCAGUUCCAAAGAAGCAUGUCUUUGCCGAGAGGUUUCGGCGGGCAACGGCUGCAGCAGCCGGAGAUACAUCAAGUUCCGGUUGUGCCUCCUCCUAGAAGCGAUAGCAUGCACGCCUUGAGAACCAUGCUGGCCAGACGUAAUAAGGUCAGAUUCGAAACGCAACAGGAAGGAAGCUCGGACAGUACUUUGUCGCCGUACACGGAGAGCCUCGCCUCGAGCACGCAUCUUCCUAUCAGCUCGCCAAAUUACUCGACCAGUCCAUCCUACAGUCCUAGUAGCCACCAGCAAAAUUACACGAUCAAAUCGAGCCAUCAUCACCAGCCUUCGUACUAUACACCGUACAGGCAGUACGGCGAGAAUCAAGCGAGUGUUCAAGAACCGAUAAGUCCGGAAUUGUUGACAUCGAGCAACCUCGAAGGUCAGGAGAAAGCUUACGGCUCGUCGUUGAAUGUAAACACAUCGAGCUCGCCUCAAUUGUCGCCCGUGUUCAAGAGCGAGGCGGCGAGACAGAUUAUCAAGGAGAUGACAGAGAAAAAAGUCGAGGGGCCGAGACGCAGGCAGAUCCCUCGCGAGAAAAGGCGACACUAUACCGUGUCCAGUAGCAAACCUGUCCUCGACCUAGAGGAUACGUUCUCAAAGAUGGGAAUGGGGAGAGCCAGAGACGACCUGGACAUGGAACGAGCGCUCAGGCCGAGAAUCAAUGCUCCGGAUGUCGUCAGAUCGACGUUGAGCCACAAAGAGUUGAAGUAUAACGAGAGCACUAUCGAUCAACUUUUGGGAACGCCGAAUAAGAUCGUGAUUCCCGAGAGAUACAUACCUGAACAGACACCGGAGUUAACCGCGGAAGAGCAGGAGCAACGAUUGAAGAAAGCGGAAGCAAUAAGAAAGAUGUUGUCUGAAACAACCGUGACCGCGCCAGACGGAAGUGACGACAAUAUUAAUAUCGAGCAAUCUGAUAGCUUGAAGAGAAAAGUAGUGGAAGAAAAACGACAAAGGGAGCAUAUUCUACAAUUGAAUCAAAUUUUAGCUAAGCAAGUUAUGGAAAAGAGCAAGAUGGUGGCGGUGAAAGCACUGGCUACCCUUCCUUUGAAGACCGAAUCGAGCUUAGAAGACGAGGAUCUCUCGCCUGUAACACCAUUACCACUAUAUCAGCAGAGGGAGAACUAUUACUCAUAAGAAAAAUGAUAGAGAAGCCAAAAUCUCUCGCAAAGCUGACAAAUCUUUUUAGCACAAAGUGAAAACGUUACUGCCAGCCCGGAACAACAGAGAAACAAACAUCUUUCUUCUUCAAACAUUUUUUGAAAUUUCAUAAAAAGGUGGUUUACCAUUGACACUUGCUAUUAUGAUUAUAUUAACGAUUUAAGAAAAAAAAAGAUGUUUUUUUUUAUUUGCAUCGAUAUUGUACAUAAUCAUCGAUUUAAUAAACUGAUAAUAAAUAGCUGUCCUCUGGAUUGUCGAUAAGAAUUAGUAAUGUAAUGGAUGUUGAGCAAAAUUAGAUGAAUGAUAUUUACAGAAGAAAAUAGUAAAUAUCCAAAUGAAAUUAUUUCAAAAAUAAAGAAAGUUUUAAUUUUUUUUUUAUGCGUUCUCUUUCCUAAUCAAAUUCAAUUCCCUUUUUGUAACAUAUAUAGUUCAAUCGACUAAUAAUAGCUUAUAUUUACUAUUUUCUACCUGAAAUGUUAUGAUCAUUUAAUCGUGACGUCGAGACAGGAUGGUUUCAAGUUUCGACUCGUAUGAAACUUUAAUCGUGUCAUUCAUUGGAUUACUGAAUCUAUGUUAAGAACACUUUUAACAAGAAAUUUCGAUGAAUAUUCUACUCUUGUACGGUCUUAUACAGUUUUUAAACGAUAAGCACAUAUAAAACUUCAUCAUGAUAAAAUUAAAGACUUAUUAUGAGGCCUAUAUUUCAUAAUGUAAAUGUUGCUCGAACGUAAAAUAUUCUAGCGAUAUGAUAUUCUGAGACCAUUUAUGCUUGAUGCCAUACUGCCUCGAUGUUUUCUCUUCUAUUUGAAGAGAAUGCUUCCACAAGUUUCUAUUACUAGCAAUAAUGAUAAUAAUAAUAAUAAUAAUAAUAAUAAUAACAACAACAAUAACAAUAAUAAUAACAACAAUAAUAAUCAUAAUAUUAAUAAUAAAUUAAGAAACAGCGAUCGCACAAUGCGGUUUAUUUAGAAAAAAUGACUGUAAUCGAAUUCCUCUAACUCGUAUGAAUGCUGUUAUUUAGGAAAGGAAUCAAGUAUAAUGAUAAAAUAAAUAUUCAGGAACAUGAUUAAUCACCGAGUUCGGCUAAUAUUAGAUAAUUUGAAUGCUAUUCCAAUUUCUUGCUACUAUAAUUUGUCAAAAAAAUAUUACUUAGAUUCUAACAUUAAUUCUUAUAUAAUUUCAAUUUCUAUUUAAUCAACUUUAUUCUUUUUUAUAAUUCUUUCAUUAAUAAAAGAUUCGUUUGUAAACUACAUAUUAGCCGAAUUCAAUUUUUGUUUAUUACACGAAACCAUGCUUUGCAAACUCGUCUUUCAGUUUUGAAUUUACAUUUACAUUUAUAUUUACUAACGUUAAUAGCAAAUAAUUUAUUGUAUGUAUGUAUAUAUAUAUAUAUAUAUGUAUAUAUUGUAACGAGUUUGGGAAUCAUCGGUUCAAAUUGUUUAUGUAAGAGGAAUAAAUAUGUAUAUUAGAAAUAAGUUAGAAUAUAAGGUUGCGUUUACGCUAGGUGCUAUGAGCAACGCAACAUAGUCAAAUAAUGAAUAAACAUAACCUCUAAAUAACGAUCAUUGAACUGACUGAAACGAGUCAUUUUUAGAUAUAAAACACCGAUCGAGAGUAUACGAAAUUUGGAAAUAAGUUCUUCGAACAUCUGUGUAUACUCAGUGCUUUGUUUUCAAUAUAUAAAGUGUAUUGAUUGAAUCAUCAAUGAAAUGUUCAAAAUUACAUGUCAACUAUCUUAUCAUAUAAGAAUUUAUAUUGCUGUGGAUAAAUCGAAUAACACUUGUUCCAAUCAAGAAUAAUCUAACAAGUGAAAAACCAAUUAUACAAAAUAUUUCUUAAUAUUAAAAGGAUUAGAGUAUUCACUCAACUUUUUUUUAUAUAAAAUCUCUUAUUCAACAGAAUAACGAUAAAAUGUUUAUUGAUAAAAAUAUGUGUUAUCAUUGAAAGUCUGUUAAUUAUUAUUACUAUAAAGGAUAAUUAUACAUCAUAUGAUAUCGUUGACAAAAAGCGAACGUAAAAUUUAAUGUGGUAUUGUCCAUAUAUUCUACACGUUUGAUCGGUGUUUCCAUCCAUAAAUUGCUCCAAUUUCAACACGGUCAAAUGCAUAUGAAAUUUAUAUGAUUCACUUGAAUCAUUCGAGUACUCUAUUCGACACUUUUAUUACAAACUUUCUCGUACAGAUAAAUGCAUUUGACUCGAUGUUGAAUCACUCGUAAUUUAAGAAACACGUAACACAUAUGUACGCUUUAGAAACGUCCUAUAAACAGCGCGUUCUACGUCGAUUUUCGCUACUUUCAACUUUUCGAAGUAGCGUGUAUUUAUGUUUUUCUAAGGUCGGUUCUCGUAUUAUUUAACGAAGGGAAAAGAAUAAGCUUUGAAAGUGCGACUAGAUAAGUUAUGUAUAGGAACUUAGAUGCGUGCAACAAUCGUUCGAUGUCGAAUCCAUUUAAUGGAAAUCGAUAGUCGACGUGUUCUUCGAUAUAAUCGAAACUUAAUUCUUUGAAGCAAUAAUUGAAUUAAUUAUUAUUUUUUUUAUUAUCAUAAGAUUAAACGCUCAGUUCGAAAUUCUUCAAAUUUUUUCCUGCAAAUUGAAUUUAUCAAUUUUUAUUUCUAUCCAUGUCACGAUAAAACAAAUUAGAAAGAAAUAACCCAGAUAACGACGCUUCAAAGAAUUAAGAUACAGCAUUUAGACGCGAAGCGUCGCAAAGGUGGACGAAUGUUUAUAAGCUAUCUUGCACUGUUGUAGCCUGUUAAAAAAAUCGUUCUGUUAAAAUAGAACGUUCGAGUUAAAUUGAAGAGUGCCAAAUUACGCAAAAGCAGAUCGAUCGCGAAACACGGCGACUGCUCGUCAAUUAAAAGAAAGAAAGAAAGAGAGAAAACAGAAGGAUGAAACCAGCUAAGACUAACGCUCAGCACAAAAAAAAGUAAGGUUAAACGUAAGGAUCUUCCCUCGACGACUGUCAAACCCCGAGAAAAAGGUAUCUCGUUAAUCAUGCUAAUUAAGAGAUGCAAUUUCUAUUAUAUGAGAAAUUCUGUAUGGUCCACAGGCAUCAAUGUUAGGAAUAAUUUUUUACGAUACGAUGAUCCGUGUAUACGAUGUAGGAUGACGCACGGUGAAAUCCAACGAUCGAAAAAACGCGAUCGUAUCACGAUCACUCCUCUCGAGAUCGAGAAGAAGAGAGUUUAAACUCGCGAGGAAUGGCCGUUUAGCGCAAUCGUUACCAUCGUGCCCUUUUUAAGAAUUUUCUCUUAUUGAUGGACAUACUACCAUCGCGAGUCAUUAAAGUAAACAUCGAGGGUUCGAGAGAAAGAAAAGAAACGACGAUGCGUAUGUUCAUCGUGAAAAACUGUUCGCUCGACACCCCCAUUGGCCCUAUGGUACCUGAGAAACCAGCGUAGGAUUGCUUUCUGCGGUUGCCACUGCGCCAUUAGGGUAGUUUGAGCGAAAUAACUAUUGUAAAAGGAAACUACUGUGGAAACAGGAACUGUUAUUGUUACACGAAUAAAAUAAAAUCCAUAUUACAUGA